CAGCCUGUGACGAAUCACGAGCUCGCCCAGUCAGUCAAUUCGCUCCAAGAUCCCGUCCAACGUCCGAUCGCAGGAGCAAAACCUCGUCGUCGUCUUCAUCGUCGUCGGAGACUGCCCACGUGAUCCGCAUGAUGAAGACGCGGAACCUGCCCAAGCCGCCGCCCGAUACAUGGCACUCGUCGGUGCGGUUCACCGCGGCCGUGAUCCUCUCGGGCACCAUAUUCUCGCUCGUCAUGGUGCUCGCCUACAUCUUCGAGACGACCGUGCUCAUCCCCUGGGACAGCAUUAACACCAAUGGCAUCACACGUCCUCCUCAGCUCGAGAAAGGAACCGUGGCGGUGGCUUACGGCCUGAAUGACAGCGCUCUUUCAUUCGCCGGAGCCAACGACACCUUUGUCAAGCCCGAGGGUCUUCUGGACUAUGACGAAGGAGUGGGAGACACGACGGCCCUGGUGUGACAAGCGAGGAUCGUCCGGCCGACAUAGCGUGUUCAUGGACUCUUUUGAUAGUCGAUAUUUCUCCGAGGCGAUAGACGAAUUCAUAAUGCGUGAACGCGUCGAAACUGUCGCAACAAAGUCGUUUAGUGUGCUUCAUGAAUUCUCUUAUAGGAGGAAAGAAAACUGAAAAACUGACCAUACUGUUAAGCGCGGUUUCUUAAGUUGCAUCCUGUAUUCAGAUAUACUGAGGCAAUUUGCUACAACACCUUUUAUUCUUGUAUUAUUUCUCCCUUAGACAC
Molecule: messenger RNA, 736 nt
Organism: Dermacentor silvarum
Lineage: Eukaryota; Metazoa; Arthropoda; Arachnida; Ixodida; Ixodidae
Exons: 2
Coding region: 129-458 (109 amino acids)
Source: RefSeq, a predicted model, not a curated record